CAGGUUCCUCCUCGCUAAUCCCCACCCGGGCCUCUGCUCACCCUGGAGCCAGCUCACGUGCCACCUCACCCGCGGCCGCUCCCGGAGCUUCCUCAGGUAUCCCCACGCCCGUUGGCCGGGGAAUCCCCUCAUCUCGGAGUCAAACCCUCGCCGACAAGCAAUCCAAUCGGACAAGCGCCGGCUCUACCAGCUCAACCUCCUCUUCCAAGAGCACAGCAUCCUCAGCCAAACCCCCGUCCAACAAUAAAAACUCCAUGUUGGACAAAUUCAAGUUCUUCAAAGACAAAGAUAAAGAUAAGGACAAGAAUAAAAGUGGAGGAGGCGGAGGAAAUAGUGGUGGAGGGGGUAGUGGAGGUGGGGGUGGGGGAGGGGUGGUGAAGAGCACGUCUAAAAAUAGCAGCACCAGUACGAGUACGACUAGCACGAGCUCCCGCAGUGAUACCGACUCACGCACAAGUUCUGGGGACACAGCAAAGUCCUCGUCCUUCACCAGCAGCCAUAGCAGCAGCUCUGGGGGCGGGGACGGGGGCGGGGCUACUAGCACAAGCUCGGGACUCCCCAGCGCUCCGGCCACGCCCUCUAAAAGCGGAGGGGGCGGCGGGAGCAGCAAGUCGGGGAAGAAAUCUCUCGUGAAGGCGUUCAGCUCUAAGAAAGACGCAGCGCACCACGAUGAAUCCCCUCGUGCCCAGAUCCCGCCUCCUAUCCCAAGUGCCCAAGGUUUAGGACCGCCCACCGGGGGUCCCCCUUACGCCCCCGCGGCGUCCCAGUCUGCAUCAAGAACCGCCUCCCCUAGCCAGAGCAGGAAGUCCGGCGCCAAAAAUGACCGCUCGGACAGUCGGCAGGCCGCCGCGGACCCACGUAUGGCUACGGCCAGCCCCACCCCACCCUCCUCCAAAAAGGCUUCCAAGCUGGCGAGCUUGUCAGGAAUCCCCAAAACCCAGAGUUCUUCUUCGGGGAAAUCUUCGUCGUCCAAAGCACCCUCUUCUUCCUCUAGCUCUUCACAAGUAGCUGUGUCGUCAUCCUCAUCGUCUGCUGGCCCCGCCUCGUCCACGGGUAUUCCCAAACCGAGCUCUAGCAAGUCUUCGGGGAAACUCUCGAGGGAGGACAAGGCGAGGGCGGCCGCUGCCAGUAAAGAAUACAACAAAGCGUUGUACAAAGACUUGCCCGGAAUGGGCGUGCCCAAGGCAUUUGGAUCCAGUUCCAAACAGUCUUCAUCCUCGUCCUCCUCAGCUCAACAACAACAUCAACAGCAGCAACUUCAGCAAUAUCAGCAACAGCAGGCGGCGUACAGCCAACGUCAGCAACAGCAGCAGCAGCAACAGCAACAACAGCAUUCUUCACCUCAUCACUCUCAGCAAGCGGCGUCCUACAGCCACCAUCAUCAUCAACAACAACAACAACACCAUCAGCAACAACAACAACAACAACAACAGCAUCAACAACAGCAGCAACAGCAGCAGCAGCAAUACCAGGGCUACCCUCCCGGCUACCCAUCUCAGCAUUACUACAACCCUCACUCAGUGGCGGAGCACCCUUACAACACCCCUCACGUGUACACGCCUCCGUACGCCCACAACCCCGGCUAUGCAACACCCACCCGCGUCCCCUCCAGCCCGCUCAUCCAAAACGUGCACCCUAGGGUCAAUAUCCAGAGCAUGGAGCGACAACAGCAACAACAACAGCAACAACAACAAUACUACCACCACUACCAACAACAACAGCAGCAACAGCAACAACAGCAACAACAACAGCAGCAACAACAACAACAGCAGCAACAACAACAGCAACAGCAGCAACAACAACAGCAACAAGUGAGUGAGCAAACAAGUGCCUUCGCACCGCCCCAGCAGAGAAGCACGGCCCAGGCGUCCCACUAUGUGCCUGUGACAAUUCCCGCCAUCAACAUGGACACCCACCCGACCAACCUGGCCGCCGCCGCCGCCCAAUCUGGCCGCUGCAGCAAGCAGAUGCUGCCCCAGAGCCCCAUGAUGAGCCCAAAUCUGGGACGUCACCCCAACGGCCAGCAACCGUCGGUCAACGUCGUCAAACCGACCAUGGCCAGUGCCUCUCCUUCCUCUACCUCCGCUCAGAAAUCCAACAAGUCGGACAGCAACACACAAACCAAUUUGUCGGUUCUGCACCGAUCCGCGACUCCGAAACAUAUCACGGCUUCAUCCGAAUCCGGAAAAUCGAGUCCCCGACUCGGUGGAGAUCAGUCUCCGAAUCUGAACGCGAGUCGCAGCUCCAACUCUUCGGCUUCCCCGGCGUCCCCGGCUAUGUCGAAGAAGUCGUCGAAAAGCGGGUCCAAUACUCCGGAUCGAACACUCGACAGCCCGGGAACCGGUUCUAGUUCUAGAGAGGGCGCCAUGAAGAAAUGUGCUACACCCGAAAAGGAACUCGAGUCUCCCCGAUCCAAAUCUUCCAGCAAGGAAAACCUCCUCGGAGACGGAUCCGAAUCCGAUUCCUUGGGCCGAGUCAGUAACAAAGAAUUGCCUGGCUCGGGGGUCGAGAAAUCUCUGACUCCAUCCAACACGAGCUCCCCGAAGCUCGGGGUCAAAAUGCUGGGAUCACACAUCGCCAAAAACGCCAGCAACGUCGCAGUGGUGCAACCACGACCCGGAGAGAAGAUGGAGACCACAUUCGACGCAGAGGUUCGAACCGAAACCAUUCACAAGAUGUCCUCGGAGCAGGAGAAGGCUCAGACAGGCGGGAAGGAGACGACCUUCCUGACCCCGGAGAAAGAGGAGAAGACGACGUUUCUGGACGACCAGGGAGAGACGAUGGACAUCAAACCCAUGCCCCCUAUCAUGAGGGCGCUGCCCUACGGCUACUUCCGCGGGUACUCGGGCUAUGGAGGCUUCAACAACCGGAACUUCCACAUUCCAGGAAUCUCCGUGCCCACCACCGCUAUGUACGCCACACGCACCGGCAGCGCACAAGGUUUGGGCAUGCCGCCACGCCCCCUCGGCGAGUCCUCACAGCACGGCGGGCCCCCCAAGUUUUACUCCGCCCACAUCAAGCGGGCUGGCUCCGCCUCCUCCGGCCCGCACGGCCCGCCCCCUCCCCACUCCUCCUCCUCUGACGCCGACUACGCCUCGGAGUCAGACACUUACGACUACGUCUCUGGCUACAUGUCGGACGGCGAUAUCUUGAAGAACAACCGGAACAACGGAGGGGGCGGGGCCGGCGCUGAUGAUUGGUCCAGCGGGUACCUGAGUGAGGGCGGGGCUUCGCUGUACGCUCGGAGGCUGCAGCAGAGGUUCCGGGAGGGCAUGCAGGCGGUCAGGGAGUGUAUGCAGAAGAGUAGCGGCAUUAUGGACGACGACAG
Molecule: messenger RNA, 3328 nt
Organism: Aplysia californica (California sea hare)
Lineage: Eukaryota; Metazoa; Mollusca; Gastropoda; Aplysiida; Aplysiidae
Product: hornerin
Source: RefSeq, a predicted model, not a curated record